Funneliformis mosseae is the source of this 1047-nucleotide messenger RNA. NCBI's taxonomy places the organism in Eukaryota, Fungi, Glomeromycota, Glomeromycetes, Glomerales, Glomeraceae. The record is from the annotation of a GenBank genome assembly.
AUGGCACAACUUUGCUGUGAAAAACUCACGGUCAUACUUCGUAAAAGAUCUAUAGCUGGUUUUUUUGCAGAGGCUUUCAGGGCAUCGAUUUCUUUCAAAAAAUCGCCAUAUGUUGUGUCGAGAAGAAAUGUAAAUCAACUUGUAAGGCGAAAAAUUGCAAGUCAUAAAAAAUUCGUAGCUCAUACCAUAAUUUUGUGCGUACCAUUCAAAUGGACGAAAGUAGUUCUCCCAGAUUUUCCCAGAUUUAAUAAGCUUGAGUUGAAAGCACUUGUGGCGACCGUAGGAGAAGGUAGAACCCGUCAAAGGGAAAAGAGUGGUAAUGUUAAAUUUCUCUCCAGUAAACCGAAUUUUAAGAAAUUACAUUCGCGUGUAAGUUCCUUUGAUAUUAAUCAUAUUCCAAGAGGUGGUGAUAAAAAUUAUAUUUUAAGCCUUACAAAUAUAAAAUUUCGUGUCGGUUCUUUGGAUAAUAUUCAACACGGUGGUGAUGUUAGAAUAUUUGAUGAAAAAUUAAAAUUUAGAGAAUUAUCUACUCCAAAAAUAAUUAAUCAUUCUUCCACCACUUCUAACGUUGAUUCUUCGGUUAUCGCUGAUAAUAGUCCUAUAUCUUCUCUCGCUUUGGAUGAUGUUCCUGAAGAUAAUAAUGAUAGUCCUCCCUCACAUGAGGAAUAUCAGAUUUUAUAUAAUUCUCCUCAUAUGCCUGUUAUCGAAUACUUUCCUGAAAAAGAAACACAUUAUCAACAUGGAAUCAUUUUUGACGAAGUUAACGAUGAAGAAGAUUUUCAAGGAAAUCCUACUUCAAUAAGAGAAUCCACUAUAUUUUUAACUGAGAAUCCUUUAAAUGAUUCUGAUUUAUCUUUUGAAGUAAAUGUUCAAACAAAAUUAUUUUUAUUAUCUAAUGCCCAUAGAAAUUCUAUUUUAAGACAUAAAUCCCGUUUACUUUCGCUCAACAAUACACCAUUUGUGACUUUAAAGAAUCUUCAUCACCAUCAUCGAGGUGCAGCAAACAUUGAUCAGGCUAAGAUACGAUUUACUCGACUUAAUAACUGA